GUCAGCAGCAGCACAGCGGUGGCAGCUGGGUCGGAGCCCCAGAAACCCCAGUCCCCGCCCCACCCCGCCGUGUCGGUCAGCAGCGGGGAAUUUGAUGUGGAGGAGUACCUGCUCCCCGGCGCGCACGCUGCCCGGCUGUUGCACCGCGUGAGGCGGGCGGAGCGCAUGCUGCUCAGCUACGACAGGACGGGCUGGCUCGACGACCAGCCCGCCCGAGUGACCGGGCGGUUGGAGAUCCGCCCCGCUGCCGAGCUGGGUCCCAUCAUCCUGUGUCUGGACACCUCGGGGUCCAUGAGAGGGGCGCGGGAGACGGUGGCCAAGGCACUAGCGCUGGAGUGCCUGCGGGGGGCGCACAAGCAGCGGCGGGCGUGCUACCUUUACGCGUUCUCGGGGCCAAGUGAGGUCCAGGAGCUGGAGUUGUCCGUUGACGCUCCCUCCCUGGACCGCCUGCUGACCUUCCUGUCCUGCUCCUUCAGCGGGGGGACGGAUGUGGAUGCGCCGCUGAAGCUGUCGCUGGAGAGGCUGGCGAAGGCCGAGUGGUCCCAGGCGGACAUCCUGAUGGUGACUGACGGGGAGAUCCCCGCACCGGACGAGGACAUACUGCAGGCCAUCUCCCGCGCCCACAGCGAGAUGGGUUUGGAGGUGCACGGACUGCUGGUGGCUAACCAGGUGACUGAGCCCAUGCGGCGCCUGUGUACGGACGUGCAUGUGUUCAAGAGCUGGAAGGCGGUGCCGGGGGGGAGCGAGUUCGCGUUUGCGUAGGGAGG
Molecule: messenger RNA, 767 nt
Organism: Astrephomene gubernaculifera
Lineage: Eukaryota; Viridiplantae; Chlorophyta; Chlorophyceae; Chlamydomonadales; Astrephomenaceae
Source: the annotation of a GenBank genome assembly